AUGGACUCCACAUGUGACGUGGCGAUAGUGGGAGAAAUCAGCUUAAGGACUUGGAGGUUACACGUAAGCGACGGCAUGGCGAAGAGGAUUGCUCUCAUCAGCUUCCUGUCACUCAUCAUGCUCAUGAGUGUCCUGGGAAACCUGCUGGUCAUGGUGGCUGUAUGCAAGGACCGACAGCUCAGGAAAAUCAAGACCAACUACUUCAUCGUUUCCCUGGCCUUUGCGGACCUGUUGGUCUCUGUGCUGGUGAUGCCGUUUGGUGCCAUAGAGCUGAUCCAUCAGAACUGGAUCUACGGAGAGACUUUCUGCCUGGUCCGCACCUCCCUGGACGUCCUGCUGACCACAGCCUCCAUUCUGCACCUGUGCUGUAUAGCUUUAGACAGGUACUAUGCCAUCUGUUGCCAGCCACUGGUCUAUAGGAAUAAGAUGACACCCCUUAGAGUGACACUUAUGAUUGGCGGAUGUUGGAUUAUCCCAACUGUCAUCUCCUUCCUACCCAUAAUGCAAGGCUGGAACAGUAUCGGAAUAAGACAUCUGAUAGAGGCACGGACAUUCAGCGGGAACUCCACGGUUUGCGUCUUCAUGGUGAACAAGCCCUACGCCCUCACCUGCUCGGUCGUGGCCUUUUACAUCCCGCUGGGCCUCAUGGUGCUGGCGUACCAGCGGAUCUACGUGACGGCGCGGGAACACGCCCGCCAGAUCGGCGUGCUGCAGCGGGCGGGGACCGCCUCCGACAGCGCCGACCACCAGCGGAACCACCGCAUGCGCACCGAGACCAAAGCCGCAAAGACGCUGUGCAUUAUCAUGGGCUGUUUCUGCCUGUGCUGGGCGCCCUUCUUCGUCACCAACGUGGUCGACCCCUUCAUUAACUACACCGUGCCCGAACAGCUGUGGGCGGCGUGCCUUUGGCUGGGCUACAUCAACUCCAUGCUCAACCCCAUCCUCUACGCCUUCCUCAACAAGUCCUUCCGCCGUGCCUUCCUCAUCAUCCUCUGCUGCGGCCACAAACGGUACCGCCGCCCGUCCGUCCUGGGAGCCGGAGCGCCGUGCACGGCCACGCAGAUCAACGGCUCCACGCACGUGCUCAAGUAUUCAGUCCUUCAUAAUGGGAAUCACAUAGAACAAGAGAAACUGUCACUGCAGAAUGACACAGAGUCUCAGGAGUCCUGCUUCUGA
Chanos chanos (milkfish) is the source of this 1176-nucleotide messenger RNA. It is a transcript of the gene htr4, whose product is annotated as 5-hydroxytryptamine receptor 4. Gene Ontology annotation, biological process: chemical synaptic transmission; regulation of appetite; positive regulation of MAPK cascade. The transcript has 6 exons. Gene Ontology annotation, cellular component: plasma membrane. Lineage: Eukaryota; Metazoa; Chordata; Actinopteri; Gonorynchiformes; Chanidae. Gene Ontology annotation, molecular function: G protein-coupled serotonin receptor activity. The coding region runs from base 1 to 1176 and encodes 391 amino acids. The record is from RefSeq and is a predicted model, not a curated record.